AUGAGCGAAUCAAAUAUUGAGAUUGACGAGCAAGAUCAACUUCGUCAAAAACUGCUCUGGAAUGUCAAACGAGAAGUCAAACAAAUGAUGGAAGAAGCAGUUAUGAAAAAAUGCAUACACGAAGAAAAUUGUAGUAUAACAACGUUUUCCAGUAGGAAUCGACCCGUUCUUGAUUUAUGUUUCUUCUACGUUUGCAAUGAUUUAGGUGCAGUUGAAGCAUGUCUUCUACACGGCUUGAAAAGACGAGCAGUCGGCCUGUUCAAAACGAGCACCACAAUGGCACUAUUACAAAAAAUCGCCAAAUCUUGUCCGUCGGCAACAGAAGUUGUGAAACUUGUUGAUAACGAUAAUCGUUACAGUGAAGAAUCAACUAAUUUAUUCAGCUUUUCAAAGAAAUUAGCUAACAGUGAAGAAAUUCAACAUCGAUCGAUUCGAUCUGCUGUAUAUAAUCGUUAUUUAUGGAUUCGAACGGCACUUAUCCAUCGAUCUCUUCAUACAAUCGUCGAAUACAUUGUGAAUAACAGCUCAAAAUACUACGAACCAUACGCACUGGUUUGCAAUUCUGUUCAAGGUCCAAUUCUCGCUUCAUUACUUGUGGGUCCAUGUGCAUUGGAGUUUACAGGAGUCAAAACAUCCGAUCAUCUUUGGACAGAUCCGCAUGCCAAUGAACUUGUCCAACGACAUCGAAUGCAUAGCGGAAAUCGAACAGUAUCAAGUUCGACAGCUAUGAUGAUCAAUGUUCAUGAUCCUCACUCACCAAAAUAUCGACCAAGUUUACAAAUCAAUUUGAAACGUCAUGCAAGUUCAUCGAGUGAAGAUAAUCAACGAAAUAAUCGAUCUAUGUCGAUAGCAACGAAUACAGGCAAAGAAUACGUCGAAUCAUUGCAUCAGAAUGCUAAAUCGCAACUGAUCUACGGGAAAAACAAUGUUCUUGUUCAACCGAUUCUGGGCCAUGACCCAAUUCCUGGUUACCUUUCGUUACAUUUGACACAAGACGGUAUGGCAUUAAAAUGGACACCAAAUCAACUAAUGAAUGGAACAAAAGCAUCGAAGGAGAACUGUCAAGAUCCAAGCUCCGUCGACAGUAAUACUACAGCCGAUCCACCGAAACGAAAUAGCAUCCUCUGGGAUUACGCAAUCUCCGUGAACAUGUCUUCAAUUGUCUAUCUCCAUUGUCAUCAUCAUGCUGACGGCGAUCGAAUUGUUCUUGUUGGUCGUGAUGGUGUUCAAUAUCCUCCAUUACAUAUCAAAGAUAAAGGCGGCCAUCUAUUAGCGUUUCUGUCUUGUCUGGAAAGUGGUCUUGCGCCGCAUGGUCAACUUGAUCCGCCGUUAUGGUUUGAAAAGGAACANAUUUUAGAAGUCAUGACUUAUAGUUGCUUUUGUCAUGUAAUGAAACGUUUGUUGCCAAAUUUUCCACAUGGCACCGGCAUGGAUGAACAUUUCGGACAUAUGCGUUCAUUAUUACAAAUCCUUGAUUUCGAACUCUACGAACACAUCCACCGCACAGGAGAUUUUACUCAUUUUUAUUUCUGUUAUCGAUGGUUUUUACUUGACUUCAAACGCGAAUAUGUUUAUGAUGACAUAUUUUUAAUAUGGGAAACUAUAACUGCUGCACGACGUACGGUUUCUCGACGAUUUGCUUUGUUCAUCGCAUUAGCAAUGAUGAAAUCAUACCGAGACAUUAUCUUAGAUAAUCGAAUGGAUUUUACCGAUAUCAUCAAAUUUUUCAAUGAAAUGGCUGAACGACAUGACGCGCAAGAAAUUCUUCAUGGAGUAAAGAAGAAAUAUACUGAAAAUGUAAAUGCAGCAAAUGAUGGAGUUUCCUGCAGCAAAGAAAAAACAACUGUAAAUCAAUAUUCUCAACAGAUAAGAAUGCUAUGCUGUUCUAUUCGACGUCGCAAUUUAUGUAAUAUGUAUCAACGAUUAACACGAAAUCUUUGGCUUAUUUCACUAGUUUUGACCGUAAUCAUACUCAGUUUUUCUACGCUUUUUUCCAAAUAUCCAAUUUUUUCGCAAACAUGUCUAACGAAAUCCAUUGGUACGAGUGAUGUUCAAACAAACAACCGUAAUGUUUCGUCGUCUAAACCGGCAAUAUUUAUUGGUGGUAUGCCACGAAGUGGUACCACGUUGAUGCGUGCAAUUCUUGAUUCACAUCCGCUUAUCAGAUGUGGAGAAGAGACGAGAGUUAUACCGAGAAUAUUAAGUAUGAGAGCUGCAUGGAAAAAGUCGCCUGUUGAAUGGAAUCGACUUAUAGCUGGUGGUAUGACGGAAGCUAUUCUCGACUCUGCCGUUCGGGCGUUCGUUUACGAAAUUCUACUUCAUCAUAGUCUAUCAGCGGAUAUUCUUUGUGAUAAAGAUCCCUUUGUUCUCAAAUAUGCGACAUAUGUUGCGUCUAUAUUUCCAAAUUCGAAAUUUCUUCUUCUAAUACGUGAUGCACGCGCUGUGAUACAUUCCGUGAUGACACGCAAAGUGACGAUAACUGGUUUUAGUCAAACUGAUUAUCGACAAAAUUUGAAAAUGUGGAAUAAAGGAAUUGAAACCAUGUUUCAACAAUGUCAACAGAUUGGUCGCAAUCGAUGCAUGAUGGUCUAUUAUGAACAACUUGUGCUUCAACCGAAAAAAUCAAUCGAAAAUAUAUUGAAAUUCCUAGAUGUUCCCUGGGUUGAUAGCGUUCUUCAUCAUGAAGAAUUAAUUGGAAAGAAAAUUUCAUUGUCGAAAACGGAACACUCAUCCGAUCAAGUAAUCAAACCGAUUAAUCUAGAAGCGUUGACGAAAUGGUUUGGUCAUGUACCGAAUGAUGUUCGACAAGAACUAGAUGCAUUAGCACCAAUGUUAAAGAGACUCGGCUAUGAUACAAAGUCGAAUACACCAUGGUACGGUACCGGUGAUUCACUUGUACUGGCAAAUAUGGAAAGAAUGAAAGAAAAUGCUGACUUUUGGAAGCAGAAAGUAAAGGCUUAUGCACGACAGUUACCUAAUAACACAAAUUUGUUUCAGAAGAUAUCAUAA
Adineta ricciae is the source of this 3009-nucleotide messenger RNA. The record is from the annotation of a GenBank genome assembly. Lineage: Eukaryota; Metazoa; Rotifera; Eurotatoria; Adinetida; Adinetidae.